Pecten maximus is the source of this 1574-nucleotide messenger RNA. Its product is annotated as protein tyrosine phosphatase type IVA 2-like. Gene Ontology annotation, biological process: protein dephosphorylation. Gene Ontology annotation, cellular component: nucleus. The record is from RefSeq and is a predicted model, not a curated record. Lineage: Eukaryota; Metazoa; Mollusca; Bivalvia; Pectinida; Pectinidae. Gene Ontology annotation, molecular function: protein tyrosine phosphatase activity.
AAUACUGACAGCCAUCUUGCUUGUCUAAUGUGAGUUGUGGAAAUACUACAAUCCACAUAUUUUCCUGUUGUCUCGCUGAAAGAGCGAGUUCAAAACAACUACUGCGAUCAAUGUGUAGAAAUAUACUGUUUUUUGGUGAAUUGGGUCACACAUUUAUGGAGUUCGUGACGAACAGUGGAGAUUACUGCCAGGCUCAACACGCACUGUAAAGUGUGUUGUGUAUUCCUUCUCUCUCAUUGCCUCUGUCAUCGUCUCUCUUAUAUCGUCGUCUUGUUGCUGUCCUUAUCGGAUCCACCCCCUCCCUGAGUGGAGACGAGUUCGUCCACGAUCUGUGCGAUCACCUGUUUUUUCUUUGUAUUUUGUUUUGUUUCUGUCAACAAGUGUGUUUUCACCUUUGCCAAAGCAAGCUGUGCCUGUCUUGCUGUUCCAGUUUAUGAAUGUUGUCGUCGUGAGUGUUGAACCAGCCAAUAAAAAAUAACGGUGCUUGUAUACCUUCUGUGAGAUUGACCUCCCCUGAGAUUUUGAUUGUGACAUACACUGUGUAAAUCAGUUGUGAAGGUGAACAUUUAAGUACAUGUCAACUCAUGGGCUGUUACAAAAGAAGCGAUCAAGGAUAAUUUCUCUACCAAAUUGGCAUUGACUAGUGAUAUAAAACAAGUCCCCUUCAUCGUGAAAAUAAGAAUCCAUCUCUGUGGAGAAAGUGGAUAUCGGAUGAUUAGAUGGGGUAAAUUACAGGAAGCUGUGUCUAGUUUCUUAAAAACUACAGACAUAUUUUGCGAAGUUUUACAAACAAUCAAGGAAAAAUUACGAGUUGGAUGUGGCACAUAAAGAACAAUACAGACUCCCGCUCGUCUUUCAUUCGUCGACCGUUUAGUCUCGGGUGGAAUAAUAGUGUUUUCCCUUAUGCGUACCUCAGAAUUAAUCCUGUUCACUUGAGUGUUUGAUUGUUGUUCCGUGGGUACAUAUAUAUAUUAUAUAUUUACUGUUGUGUUCCAGUUAUCAAACUGAUAUAUAUAUAUAAAUAUAUAGUAUAGGUGGUGCAUUGAUAUUCAAAUAGUUAAGAAUAUAAAUAUAUUUUUCUCUGCUUUAUAUGGAUGUAUAUUGUGUUCAUACAGUAGGAAAAUCAGGAUUUAUUUUUUCGUCAAUCGUGGAUAUUUGUUCCAAAACUUGGUUUUUUAAUGUGGAUGCCUUUCACUGAAUCAUCGCUUGCAUAAUUAAAUUAAUGCACCCAUCGUUUUAUUUGUGUGGUAAUAUGGUCCUGUAUCCUUAAACUUGUUGGGAAUUACGGAAAUCAGAUGUGCUAUUUUCCGUAAAGUGGAGUUUGGAAACUUAAAUGUAAACGUUUGCCAACUGUGGGACAUCACAGUCUCCAGUUCACUUGAGGAAGAAAGGAAAUAGAAAAGGGAACGAAAGCUUUCCUUGGAUCUGGAAUAUUUGAUAUUCAAGGGUUUGUCUAGCUAAUGUCUGCAAAUAUGAAGGCCAGACGACCAGACCCGGCUGAGAUAGAGUAUAAGAAUAUGAGAUUCUUAAUCAUGGACAGACCAACAGAUGCUACCAUGGACAAAUUCAUAGAA